UGUGGAAUUAGUUUUGAAUUAAGCGGCAAUCGGGGUGGUUUGAACGUCGGCAGUUGUGGCAUUAUAACGUGAAACAAACUAAAUUAUUUUAACAUCUGCGGGGGUUUCGCUCGAAUAAGUGCCCGUGAAAUAAAUUAAUUUAUUGGUCCUGAGUGUUUUUAAAUUUAUUACGUGCAAAGCUGGCUGAAAGAUACAUAAUGCGUGAAUUAACUUAUAAUAACUCAAGGAAGUCAAUGCUUCCUAGAGACUACACAAAAUCCUCUAAUUUUCUCGAAAGGAAUUAUGCUAUCCUGAACGCUCUUCUGGGAUCCCUCGGUGCAUUUUGUGCAGGCUUGUGCAUCGGAUGGAGCUCAAAUGCGAUUAAUAUCCUGGCAUCCAACACGUUACCACUCACGUUCGAGAACAUGACGCCGAGACAAGUUGCCUGGGUUGUGGCAGUAUUCGCUUUAGGCGCCACAGUGUCGCCCAUCCUGGUGUAUAGAACUUGGCGCUUCAUCGGGAGUAAAUUUUUCAUAGUCAGUGGAUUCGGAUUCUUGGUGGCAUCGUGGGUCCUGCUGGCAAUAUAUCAGAAUGUUAUCACCAUGAUAUGCGCCAGGCUAUUGGCAGGAUUUGCAGUUGGCAGUAUAUGCUUCAUUCUCCCGGUCUACAUUGAGGAUCUUGCUUCCCCAGAGCAGAGAAGUAUUAUUGACUACAUAUGGCAAAGUUUCGUUGCAGCCGGAAUUUUGACUGAAUUUGUCAUGGUGUACUUGGGCAACAUGCAGCUGAUAAACAUCCUUUCGGGAAUCGUCCCAGCGAUAAUGCUUGUAGUUUUCGUCUUCAUGCCUGAAUCGCCCCGCUAUAUGUGUACGAAGGGACAAACAAACCUGGCGAAGGAUACGUUACGAAAGUUUCGAGAAAUUGGAGAUGAAACAGAAUUAGAUGUACAUAUCUGGUGCAGCAAGAAAUUAGAAGACCGGUCGUAUCGAAACAUUUUCAAGAGCACAUCAACAUUAAGGCGACUACUACCGACAUUUCUUCUUGUUGCCUUGGAUCAAUUAGUCGGAGUAUGGGUAGGAUUCCUGUACAUGAGCUGGAUGUUCCGCAUAACAGGCGGCGAAUACUCUCACGAGAUAACAUCUAUCGCCGUAUCGGCAAUUUUCCUUGUAAGCAUUUGGUCUAUGAAAUUCCUAGGCAUCUCACUAAGUGAUAAGAAAACUCUGGUCGUUACGGGCGUUAUGAUGGCAAUUUCCCUCAUCAUAUUGGGAUUUUACCUACACGAACGAGGCUCGUACGGGCAUUUAGAGGAUUACGGUUACAUUCCAUUGGUAUGUUAUGGAGUUUUCAUCUUUCUGUAUGCAAUUGGCCUAUGUCGGAUUUCGUGGAAAUACAUGAGAAUAUUAACGCCAAAACGACGCUAUUUCGCCGUGAGGUCCUUGUGCACAUCGCUCAGUUGGAUGUUUGUUGUGAUUUUUGCCACCUCUUAUCCGAAGCUUAUCGAGAGUGUCGGCGUUGGCUGGAUGUUCUGGUUCAUGGCGCUCGCAUGUUUUCUGCUCACUAUCCUCACGGUGGUCUUUGUCCCGGAUUUGGAAAGCUUGUCGACAAAGUAUAUCCUCGAUGAUGACGAUCACUUACAACACGAUUGCGAGGAGCAAACAUAAGACCUUGAUUAUCUUUUAUGGGGUCAUUUCAUGACUCCAUAGGCUGUAAAUGCUAAACUUUAUAUCAACUGUGGAAAAAGUUAAAAGACUGAGUAUUUAAGUUUGUCUGUUAUAUUUGUUUAAGUCUUUUUUAUCCAUAAAAAUUAUGUCUAGGCUUUCACUUAGGCUAGAACAUUCAAAUUUACAUAUAUACGUACAUUUAUAUACAUAGACAUAUAAUACAGAAAUGUUUGCUUUUACCCUUGAGGACAUAAUACACAUUUCAAGUGAAAUUUAUUAAAUUCGAUUUAUCUAAUAGACAUAUGUCCCUCCAGUUUGUGGUUUGCUUAAUGUGGCUUUGUAUGCAUCAUAUUGUUGUGUUUUAGGAUUAAUGUGGCUAUUCCAGAUUUUUUUUUGUAAUUUUACUAUUUGUAAGCAUGCUUUAGAUUUAACAGGAAAUUUACAAAUAAAUAUUUUAUUGUAUGCA
Molecule: messenger RNA, 2103 nt
Organism: Hermetia illucens (black soldier fly)
Lineage: Eukaryota; Metazoa; Arthropoda; Insecta; Diptera; Stratiomyidae
Product: facilitated trehalose transporter Tret1-like
Exons: 6
Coding region: 198-1637 (479 amino acids)
Biological process (GO): transmembrane transport
Cellular component (GO): membrane
Molecular function (GO): transmembrane transporter activity
Source: RefSeq, a predicted model, not a curated record